Messenger RNA from Abrus precatorius (Indian licorice), 1620 nucleotides. RefSeq names its product alpha-galactosidase-like. Bases 100 to 1422 code for a protein of 440 amino acids. Gene Ontology annotation, molecular function: hydrolase activity, hydrolyzing O-glycosyl compounds. Lineage: Eukaryota; Viridiplantae; Streptophyta; Magnoliopsida; Fabales; Fabaceae. The record is from RefSeq and is a predicted model, not a curated record. Gene Ontology annotation, biological process: carbohydrate metabolic process. The transcript has 16 exons.
AUAUUGCUCUAUAAAUAUUGCAAAUUACUCUUCCAAUAUUGCUCAAUAAAUUGCAUGACACUCUUUUAAUAGCACUAUCAUAAGCCACCGCCAAGCUUCAUGUACUUCUCUCUUCUACUUCUUGGUCACUUUUCUCCUUCACCUUUGUAUAGUAUAUAUUACAUGGCACUGAAAUAUUCAUCAAGUUGGAGAUACGGGUUAUCAAUGGUGACCAGGCUUGCCUUGUGCCUAAUUGUGAUAUUGAAUAAUACAAGUUCUUCAUCUGCACGUUUAUUGUUGGACAGAACCAGAGGAGUGUUCUUGCCUGGUGAGAUACAUAGGAGAAACUUGCUUAAUAAUGGACUUGGCCGAACACCCCCCAUGGGAUGGAACAGCUGGAACCAUUUUGGCUGUCAUAUUAACGAAGACUUAAUUCGAGAAACAGCUGAUGCUAUGGUGUCAACGGGCCUCGCUCAUCUAGGUUACCAAUAUGUCAAUAUAGAUGAUUGUUGGGGUGAGCUUAACCGAGACUCACAGGGCAAUUUGGUUCCCAAGGCUUCAACAUUUCCUUCUGGAAUCAAGGCUCUAGCUGAUUAUGUUCAUAACAAAGGUUUAAAGUUGGGGAUUUAUUCUGAUGCUGGAAAUCAAACAUGCAGUAACACUAUGCCUGGAUCACUAGGACAUGAAGAACAAGAUGCAAAAGCAUUUGCUUCUUGGGGGGUUGACUACUUGAAGUAUGAUAAUUGUGAGAAUAAUAAUAUAAGCCCCAAAGAAAGGUACCCACCAAUGAGGGAUGCUUUGUUAAACUCUGGAAGGUCAAUCUUCUUCUCUUUGUGUGAAUGGGGAUCAGAAGAUCCAGCAACUUGGGCCAAACGUGUAGGAAAUAGUUGGAGAACGACAGGGGAUAUUCAAGAUAAGUGGGAUAGUAUGACAUCUCGUGUAGAUCUAAAUGACAAAUGGGCUUCUUAUGCUGGACCUGGAGGAUGGAAUGAUCCUGACAUGCUUGAAGUUGGAAAUGGUGGCAUGACAACAGAAGAAUAUCGUGCCCAUUUCAGCAUAUGGGCAUUAGCUAAGGCUCCUUUAUUGAUUGGUUGUGACAUUCGAGCAUUGGAUUCCACCACAAAGGAACUACUUAGCAACAGUGAAGUUAUUGCAGUAAACCAAGACAAACUAGGAGUUCAAGGAAAGAAGGUGACAAGUAAUAAUGGUUUGGAGGUGUGGGCAGGUCCUCUCAGUCAUAACAAGGUAGCAGUGAUCUUAUGGAACAGAAGUUCAUCCAAAGCAACAGUAACUGCAUCUUGGUCUGACAUAGGCCUAAAACCAGGAACUUCAGUUGAUGCAAGGGAUUUAUGGGUGCAUUCAACACAAUCAUCCAUUUCUGGAGAAAUAUCUGCUGAAUUAGAUUCACACGCUUGUAAGAUGUAUGUCCUGACUCCUAACUAAGGUCUAAAUUAAAGAAAUGCAUUGAAAAUCAUUCAAUGUUCCAUAGAAGGAAAGAGAAAUCAGCAGGAAAUUUAGUUGUCUAUUGGAAAUAUAAAAAAAAUCUGUAGAAUUUAUAUUUCUUCCAAGGUUUCCAUUUUAAAUUAUACAUUGUCGUUGUAAUUGAGAUCCACUUGAUUUAAAUAUAACAUGCCUUUCAAG